CGGUGCGCGUUUGUUUGGUUGUUGGAGUGGGGCAUGUUUGCGCUGGUCUGAGCGCGCUGGCGGUCGGUGGUAAAAUUCUGUCUCCACUAAAGCAUUGGUCUCGGGGAGUGUGGACCGACACCCCGGAGCCCACAGCGAGGCCUGCCUUGAAAAAUGCUGGAAGCUGGGUGUGGCCCCAGGCGGGGGACCUGUUUUUCCUGUUUCCUGCAGAGUACCCUGCAGCACUGUCCAAGCCUGUGCAUUCAUGAGUGAGGAACCUGAGUGGGCACUGAGCAUCCUGACACGAGAACUUGCUGGUCAGGGCAAUGGCCACAGGCCUGGGCCUCUGGAAUGGCACCAACAAUGACACCUGGGAUGGGGAUGAGCUGGGCUACAAGUGCCGCUUCAAUGAGGACUUCAAGUACGUGCUGCUGCCUGUGUCCUAUGGCGUGGUGUGCGUGCUUGGGCUGAUUCUGAACGUCGCGGUGCUCUAUGUCUUCCUCUGCCGCCUCAAGACAUGGAAUGCCUCCACCACCUAUAUGUUCCACCUGGCCGUGUCAGAUGCACUGUACGCGGCCUCCCUGCCGCUGCUGGUCUAUUACUACGCCCAUGGCGACCACUGGCCCUUCAGCACGGUGCUCUGCAAGCUGGUGCGUUUCCUCUUCUACACCAACCUUUACUGCAGCAUCCUCUUCCUCACAUGCAUAAGCGUGCACCGGUGCCUGGGUGUCCUGCGCCCACUGCGCUCGCUGCGCUGGGGUCGAGCCCGCUACGCCCGGCGGGUGGCAGCCGCCGUGUGGGUGUUGGUGCUGGUCUGCCAAGCCCCCGUGCUUUAUUUCGUCACCACCAGCACACGUGGCAGCCGUAUUACCUGCCACGACACCUCGGCCCCUUCUCUCUUCAACCACUUCUUGGCCUACAUCUCCGUCAUGCUGGGCCUGCUCUUCGCGGUGCCCUUUGCCACCAUCCUGGUCUGCUACGUGCUCAUGGCCCGGCGGCUGCUAAAGCCAGCCUAUGGGACCGCGGGCGGCCUGCCACGGGCCAAGCGCAAGUCGGUGCGCACCAUUGCUGUGGUGCUGGCUGUCUUCGCCCUCUGCUUCCUGCCUUUCCACGUCACCCGCACCCUCUACUAUUCCUUCCGCUCUCUGGACCUCAGCUGCCAUACCCUCAAUGCCAUCAACAUGGCUUACAAGAUCACCCGGCCGCUGGCCAGCGCCAACAGUUGCCUUGACCCCGUGCUCUACUUCCUAGCUGGGCAGAGGCUCGUGCGCUUUGCCCGGGACUCCAAGCCACCCACAGAUCCUGUGCCUGCUGCCCAGGCUAGCCGCAGGCUGGACCUGCACAAAUUUCACAGAACUGACACCAAGACAGAAGACAGGUUGGCCAGCAGUGAGAACUCCAGGCAGACGGAGUCCACGCUGGCUACUGACGGGAACACUAAGGAUAUCAGGCUAUGAGACCUAAACCCCUCCAGCCUGUGCAAGUUUAUAUGAGGGGAACUGCAGGGACGAUGACUCGUUCAAAUGAGAUGGUCUCCCCAGAUGUGGAUCAUCAUGAAUCAUGUGGAUGGUCAGCGGAGCCAUGACCCCAACACUCUGUCACUUGGCAGGGGCUCUGGACAUUCCCUGUGGUCCAGAGAGUUCAACAGUCCCACGGCCCCAUCACCAUGUGUAUGUGUCGAUUGGGAAUAAGGUUUCAAGAAAGGCAAGGGUUCAGGGCCAGUGCCGCCGCUGCCCUGACUCACCCACAUAAAUAGCUGGCUGUGCCUGCCAAGGUACCUAGGCUAGAGCCCAGCUGAACCAAGUCAAAUGGAGAAACAGGCCCAGAGAGGAAAGUGACUUAACCAAGGUCACACAGAGAAGUCUGGGCCUGAGCUACCUGGGAGGGUUGGGGUCUCAGGUUGACUAGAGGACCCUGGUAAGCAGCCAGGCUGAGCCAGAGCUUCCCACAGGGGGUCUGGGGCAGGUCUGGGUGCCACAGUGGACUAAGCAAUGAGGAGUCUCCCAGCCCAAGAGAUGAACAUCUGGAAACUGAUUCAAAAACCCAUCUGGAGGCUCCCAUGGGCUGGGAGCCAGUUUGAGGCUGUAACUUAUACUAAAAGUGUUGU
Molecule: messenger RNA, 2086 nt
Organism: Molossus molossus (Pallas's mastiff bat)
Lineage: Eukaryota; Metazoa; Chordata; Mammalia; Chiroptera; Molossidae
Gene: P2RY2
Product: purinergic receptor P2Y2
Exons: 3
Coding region: 306-1436 (376 amino acids)
Biological process (GO): phospholipase C-activating G protein-coupled receptor signaling pathway; blood vessel diameter maintenance; positive regulation of mucus secretion
Cellular component (GO): plasma membrane
Molecular function (GO): G protein-coupled purinergic nucleotide receptor activity; G protein-coupled UTP receptor activity; A1 adenosine receptor binding
Source: RefSeq, a predicted model, not a curated record